CAGUCCGGUCGUUGCGCGUCUCCUGAGCAGACAUCAGACCGUCGCCUCGGUUCUCCGGUGUUUAUUCGUGAGAAGCGGCUCAUGAUGCGAGGUUUAUCCGUUCUUCAGCUGCUGCUCGUGACGCUGAGCGCGAGAGAAGCGCGGGAGAUCGGUGGCGGGAAUUUCCUGGAAGACGAGCAGCAGUGGCUCUCAACGGUCCACCGCUACAGCCGCACCGUCAAACACUGGAACCGCUUCAGAGACGAAGUGGAGGAUGACUACAUCCGUACACUGGAAGGUCCACAGGCUUCGGAUGAAAGUCUGGACACCACGAAGGAUCCGUGUCAGAAGGUGAAGUGCAGUCGUCAUAAAGUGUGUGUGGCUCAGGGAUAUCAGAGAGCGAUGUGUGUGAACCGCAAGAAACUCCAGCACAGAAUCAGAGAGUCUGGACUGAAGCCUCACGCUAACAACUGUAAACCCUGUUCAGAGACGCCCUCGAUGCCUGUGUGUGGAUCAGACGGACACAACUACGCCUCACAGUGUAAGCUGGAGCAGCAGGCGUGUUUGUCGGGGAAGGAUCUGUCCGUUCUGUGUUCUGGUUCAUGUCCUUGUAUCAGUCCUGGACCUCCUAAAGCAGAACCCAAGAUCAAGACGAAUCCAGAGAUGUCACCCGAACCCAAACCAGAGCUCUGCACCGGUCAGGAUUUAGCAGAUUUGGGCGACAGACUCCGAGACUGGUUUCAGCUUCUCCACGGAACUGCAAAACAGAACAACUCUGGAAGACAAAGCACAGCGUCAGUGUUUGACCGGGGGCUCGUGGCCGGCUGUAAGGACUCCAUCGGCUGGAUGUUCUCCAAGCUGGACACCAGUAACGACCUGUUCCUGGAUCAGUCCGAGCUGGCCGCCGUAAACCUGGAGAAGUAUGAAGUGUGCAUCAGGCCCUUCUUCAACUCGUGCGACUCGUACCGCGACGGGAAGGUUUCCACGGCAGAGUGGUGCCUGUGCUUCUGGAGAGAGAAACCUCCAUGUUUGGCUGAAAUCGAGAGGAUUCAGAUGCAAGAGCCGUCUAAGAGGAAACCGGGCAUGUACAUCCCCAGCUGUGAUGAGGACGGUUAUUACCGGAAGCUGCAGUGUGACCGCAGCCGUGGCCAGUGUUGGUGUGUCGACCCUCACGGAGCCGAGGCCCCGGGGUCCCGGAUCCACGGAAACCCUGACUGCGACGAGCUGCUGAGCUCCGGAGACUUCAGCAGCGGCGUCGGCUGGGAGGACGAGGAGGAGAAAGACACGGAUGAGAACGCAGAGGAAGAGGAUGAGGAAGAGGAGUCUGACGAAGGCGGAUACAUCUGGUAAAACAGCUUCAGUGUCUGCGGUCCGGUGCACUGAAAAACCACCGGAUUUACUUCUGCUUCCUGAAGCAUUCCACCAGCGCUUGAGUUUGCAUUUCAGUGUUUUUCAUUUCUGUCAUCGCUUUAACGGAUGCAAGAUUCAGAUGCAAGAAAGACUCAAACUCUGCGACACGGCAAACAUGAGAGCCUAGAGUUUGAUGCAUCAUCAUUAACAGGGUAUUACGGUUUAUUUGAGGGGAUUUAUGCAACAGAACUUGGUUUCUAAACCUCUGGAGAUCAGGUUUACACUCACUGUACAGACCUUCAUCUGUGUGAACGCGACUAUAAUCAUGAGUUUCAGCUUCUGUCUCUCUAAAAAUCAUGUUUUUUAUGCUCUUAUGCACUAAAAAUGAUAAACAUAAUGCAUAUUCCCUACAUUAAGGCUGGUUACUGACAUUUCAGAUAUGCUCAUAUGCACAUUUAUGAUGUUUGCUCUCUGGAGCAGCUAAAAAAGUCUCAAAAUUCAUUC
This is a messenger RNA of Sinocyclocheilus anshuiensis, 1833 nucleotides long. RefSeq names its product testican-2-like. NCBI's taxonomy places the organism in Eukaryota, Metazoa, Chordata, Actinopteri, Cypriniformes, Cyprinidae. The coding region runs from base 82 to 1329 and encodes 415 amino acids. The record is from RefSeq and is a predicted model, not a curated record. Gene Ontology annotation, biological process: anatomical structure development. The transcript has 11 exons. Gene Ontology annotation, molecular function: collagen binding; extracellular matrix binding; calcium ion binding.